AUGCGUUGCUUCACCAGCCUCGUUCUCGGCCUGCUGGCCCUGGAGGUGGCCCUUGCUCAGAACCGACAGGAAAAUGUCUUCAACUUAGUUCAGUCCCUGUGUUCUAAAGCCAGCAUCAGUGAGAGCACCGAGUGUAUCAACAACCAGGAUGAGAAGUGUGCCCAGAAUCCCAUGUGUUGCUCUGGUUCCUGCAUCAGUACCUGCAAAACUUCCAUCAACACUGAUGUCCCCAAAGCUGGCUGCUGCUCCUGGAAUCCACGCCUGGUGAUCCCUAAUGAGCGAAACCCAGAGAGCCUAUGCUCCAGGAACAGUGAUUGUCCUGACAACAUGAAAUGCUGCAGCUUUGGCUGUGCCGUGAGGUGUGAUAUCCCACGAGCAGGAAGCUUCCUGUGCUCAGCAAAGAUGGCGCCUGCCGGGAAGAGGAGAGCGGCGUGGACUCCGGCUGGCAGCGCUCAGCAACCUCGCUUCCGGCGGCGCGGAGAUGACGUAAGGAGCGCGCCGGUCCGCGUGGAGGCGGUGCGCUGA
Messenger RNA from Meriones unguiculatus (Mongolian gerbil), 525 nucleotides. RefSeq names its product whey acidic protein-like. NCBI's taxonomy places the organism in Eukaryota, Metazoa, Chordata, Mammalia, Rodentia, Muridae. Gene Ontology annotation, cellular component: extracellular region. The transcript is spliced from 5 exons. The coding region runs from base 1 to 525 and encodes 174 amino acids. Gene Ontology annotation, molecular function: peptidase inhibitor activity. The record is from RefSeq and is a predicted model, not a curated record.